AUGAUCAAUCGACCAAAUUUACCUCCUCUGCGCAUAGCUGUUGCUCAGUUUGAUGACCCGGAGGUACUUCAAUAUUUUCGAGAUCAUUCCAACCGGAACGUCACGCAUCACACGGGCUGUUCAACUCGACUGCAUAGUGACCUCUCAUUUUACUCUCUGGCCUCUUCUUCCACUCCUCAGAGUAAAUCUUCUUCAAGCUAUCUCCUAUCUCCAAAGGGAGAACUAUUGCCAUCCGGUCCGAUUGACAAUGUAGGAUGUUCCUCUAUGCCUCCAAGUAUCAAUCACUCGGAAAGGCGCAGCUGCGGCACUCUGUAUCAAGCUUCGACGAGUCGGCAGGAUACCUACGUGGACCUCAAGGAUAAUAAAGGAUAUAGACAAGAGGUGCAAGUUCAACCGGAAAGAAUAUCUGCAAGUGAUUCAUGCAAUCAACCGAACAUGCAAUUCUCCAGGUCUUACCACAACAAGCAAAGUGAAAAUCCUUGUCUUCUAGAAGACAAGCCCGUGCCAGAUCACCGUACCAAACGCUACACCCAUUCGGAUAACAUAAUUCAAUGCCAAAGGCCACAGCUUGAAGUCGGAAAAACUUCUGAAUCAAUCAGCAUUCAACCACAUCCCAACUUUCCCCGUCAAAUUUCCAAGCUUAGGGAAUCUCAGGUCGGUUGCUCGGAACCGGGAGGCAAAACAACCCAAGAUUUGCCGGAAAUUUCACCAAGAUUAAAAAUCCAACCCACAGAAACAGCAUCAGGAACUCGUUACUUUUGUCCAGUAUGGGGGUGCGGCAAAUCAUUUACGAGAAAUUUCAAUCUAACCCAACACAUAUCCGCAAUACACAAAGAUGAAAGACGGUUCCAGUGCACCUACUGUAUGGCCCUAUUCUAUCGCCGGAAUGACUUGACCCGACAUGAGCGGUCACACACCGGAGUACGCCCUUAUCAAUGCGAAUGCGGGCAAAACUUUACAAGAACCGAUCUUCUGACACGACACAAACAUUCUGGAAACUGUACAAACAAAAGAGAUGUCUAG
This is a messenger RNA of Puccinia triticina, 1023 nucleotides long. RefSeq lists its product as uncharacterized. Gene Ontology annotation, biological process: regulation of transcription by RNA polymerase II. Gene Ontology annotation, cellular component: nucleus. Lineage: Eukaryota; Fungi; Basidiomycota; Pucciniomycetes; Pucciniales; Pucciniaceae. The transcript is spliced from 3 exons. The record is from RefSeq and is a predicted model, not a curated record. Bases 1 to 1023 code for a protein of 340 amino acids. Gene Ontology annotation, molecular function: RNA polymerase II cis-regulatory region sequence-specific DNA binding; DNA-binding transcription factor activity, RNA polymerase II-specific.